Molecule: messenger RNA, 2058 nt
Organism: Entrophospora candida
Lineage: Eukaryota; Fungi; Glomeromycota; Glomeromycetes; Entrophosporales; Entrophosporaceae
Source: the annotation of a GenBank genome assembly
AUGAACUCGCCAUUAAAUCUUUAUUUAUGUCAAGAAGAUCCUCCAGAGUUUCGUAAGGAAUUGUUUAGUUGUGAAAAUUCCUUGUUUGGUUUAGAAACUUGUAUAGAGAAUCUUGUCAAAUUGGCAAGAUCUAGCGUAGAAAUUGCUUCAGAGUAUACCAGAAAACAAUUUCAAUUUGCUGAAGAACUUAAAAAUUUCGCAAUGCAACAGCCCGAAUCAAUAAUAAAAUCUUUUCUUAUAAAGUAUUCAACAUCAUUACAAGAAAUUGAGAAGAGUCGCGGAAUACUUAAUUCAAGUAUAAACUCGAUGUUUAUUGAAUCACUUGAAUCUUUUAAAAAGAAUGAAAUAUCACCAUUAAAGGCGAUGAAAAAGAAAUUUGAGAAAGCGAGUAAUGAAGCCGAUAUUGCACUUCAUAAUUAUAUGAAUAAAACUCCUUCUAGUACGAAAAUAUAUGAAGCUUCAGUUGAAGUUUCAAAAACCAGAAAAGAAUUACAUCUUAGAUAUAUUGAUUAUGUGUUGAAAUUAAAUCAAUUAGAAGCAAAGAAGCAAUUUGAAUUCAUGGAAUAUAUAUUAGCAUUAAUGUUUAGUGGAAAAUCUUUUUAUCAUCAAUGUUAUGAAACUAUGAAGGAUCUUGAGCCUGGCAUGAAAAAUGUGACAAAAUUACUUCAUGAGACAAGGUCAAAAUAUGAUAGUGAUUUAAAGACUUCUGAUAAAACCAAACAAUCAAUAUUGGAGAUGGCAAAAGAUACUUACAAUCCAUUAAAUUCUUUUAAAAAAUCAAUUAGAAAAGUGAAUGUUGAUGAUGAUAAAUCUAAUUUAAAUCAGGAAUCUAUAAAUGACAAUAGCAACAAUGACAAUAAUCAUAAUGACGAUAAUAAUUGUAGCAAUAAAUCUGGAUAUUUGUUUAUGAAGAUUGAUAAAAGAGUUAUGCAAUCAUGGUCUCGUAAAUAUUUUACUAUUUCAGGAGAAUUACUAUAUUAUCGUAACAGGAAUAUUAAAAUUCCAAACAACGAAAUUUCUGGUGUUAUAAAGCUUAGAGUUUGCCAUGUGAAACCAAUUGACAAUAUUGAUAAAAGAUUUUGUUUUGUGAUAAUAUCACCAACGAGAACUUAUAUUUUACAAGCUGAAAAUCAAGAAGACAUGGAAGAUUGGAUCAAUUGUUUAAAUGCAGCAGCUACAAUGGCAUUAUAUUCAGAUAAUGUUUCAACGUUAUCUCAAAAAGUCGACAGCAAUAUUUCUCAAGAAUUGCUUCAAUAUGACAUUGUUGAUGAUUUUGAGUUUAGAGAAAGUGGUCUUACUAAGGAAGAAUUACAAUUAAAAUAUAAUUUUAUCAAUAAAAUUAAAGAAAUUGCUGGAAAUUCAAAAUGUGCAGAUUGCAGAACUAGCGUUCAUCGUAGUUUAGGCGUUCAUAUUAGUAAGGUUAGAUCAUUAAUGUUGGACAAGUGGGAACAAGAAUCAAUAGAUAUAAUGCUAAAAUUAGGGAAUUCCAAAAUAAAUGAAAUAUUUGAAGCCAAACUUGACGAGGAUUAUAAAAAUAAAAUAAUUACAGAUCCAUCAUGGAAAAGGGAUAAAUUUAUUACUGAUAAAUAUGUAAAAAAAGAAUUUGUAGCUCGAAAAGAUGAUGAAAGUUCCAAUUCUUUAGAAAUUAUCAACAUGGAAUUUUGGAAUGCUAUGAAUCAAACAAAUCUAUAUGAAGCCUUAAGAUAUCUAGCACUUGGCGCUGAUGUUGAUUGGAAAAAUCAAGAAAAAAAUUCCACAACAUCAUUACAUCAGGCUAUUCAAAGAAAUGAUGAAUUAGCAUUGGAAUUUUUAUUUUUAUGGCAAGUUGAUAUAAAUUCUGUUGAUAAGGAUGAUGGAAAGCUACCAGUUGACAUUGCAAUAGAUUUGCAAAAUAUUGAAGCUAUAAUAGCAUUAAAUCCCAAUAAAUCUAAAACAUCAGAAAAUUCAAGUUUUGAAGAGGACGAAACAGAAGAGGAAUCAGUAAUAACUGUAUCUGAACCGUAUAACGGUAAUAAUGAUGAAAUAUUAAAAAUUGAUGAAAAUAAUUUAUAUUUUUAA